GAGCCUUGUCUUGUCUACCUUUUUCUAUCGAUCUUCAAAAGUCAAACCAUAACAAAUACAAUCAUAUACCUCGAAACAUGGCCGCAGAACAGAGAAAGCUUCUUGAGCAGCUCAUGGGCGCUGGAGCAUCCUCUCGCGCAGCACAGCUUUCAAUUACAGAUCCAAAGAUUUGCCGUUCUUUUCUCGUCGGUACUUGUCCUCACGAUCUCUUCACAAAUACGAAACAAGAUUUAGGACCAUGUCCAAAGAUCCAUUCAGAGCCAUUAAAGACGGAGUUCGAAACUGCAGCACCUCCUCAAAAACAGAAAUGGGGUUUUGAAUACGAUUACAUGCGUGACUUACAGAAAUACAUUGAUGAAUGUAAUAGAAGGAUAGAUGUCGCACAGCGACGCUUGGAGAAAACACCCGAUGAAAUUCGACAAACAAACGCCCUUCUUAAACAAAUAUCUGAUCUAUCGAAAUCCAUCGAGUCUGGUCUAUUAGAAAUUCAGAUUUUAGGAGAACAAGCGGAGGUAUCGCGCGCUUAUGAAGAGUUCUUCCGUAUAAGACAGGCUAUGCAGACAAAGGCAGAGAAAGAAAAGGAGCUCAAGGCAUUAUCAGAUACCAGCGGACCUUCAGGUCAUCAAAAAUUACAAGUUUGUGAUGUCUGCGGAGCUUAUUUGAGUCGGUUGGAUAAUGAUCGAAGACUGGCGGACCAUUUUUACGGAAAAAUGCAUCUAGGUUAUGCGCAAAUGAGGAAGACAUAUGAUGCAUUCCCGAAGGAAAUGAAGAGAUCAAGACCUGGUGCUGAUGACAUGGAUCAUAAUUCGGCGCCGAGAGGGUAUGAUGGUGGUUAUGGUGAUGGUGGAUAUGGCGGCAGAGGGGGUGGAUAUGGAGGCCGCGGUGGAGGAAGAGGUGGCUUUAGAGGCAGGGGAAGAGGAUUUAGAGGUGGAUGGUAAUGAGAAAAUAUCGAGGCGUUCACGGGCUUAUCCUCACGGCGUUUUGGGUCAGCGGAUAUACAAUGUACAACCAUCCAUAAUCAAUGGGGUUCGUUUCUGGACUUUUUCUACCCUACGAGUCAGCCUACCAGAACCUAGUUACUCGAGAUACUUCUUCGGCUCACAUGCAAACGCGCAAUUAAGAUCCCUUUUUUCCCUUCAUUUUUCCAACAAUCAGAAAUCCAACUCAAACAUAUGACCUCGAUUUAAGAAAUGCCAUAUCGAAGGUUUCCGUGAGGAUCUACUGGCUAGCUCGUUCAUUGAAGAUGGAACUGUGGUGGCUUUUGCUAGUGCAAAAUGCUUCCUUUCUUCCCUGCUACA
Botrytis cinerea B05.10 is the source of this 1298-nucleotide messenger RNA. It is a transcript of the gene Bcluc7, whose product is annotated as Bcluc7. Gene Ontology annotation, molecular function: mRNA binding. NCBI's taxonomy places the organism in Eukaryota, Fungi, Ascomycota, Leotiomycetes, Helotiales, Sclerotiniaceae. The record is from RefSeq and is a predicted model, not a curated record. Gene Ontology annotation, cellular component: U1 snRNP; U2-type prespliceosome. The transcript has 2 exons. Gene Ontology annotation, biological process: mRNA splice site recognition. The coding region runs from base 78 to 938 and encodes 286 amino acids.